GAUGUUCCUCGCCAUCACGAGCACAUAUUUGUGGCGGCGUCUUUGAAACAAUCUGCCCCAGGUUUAAUAUUCAGUGCUCGGACCUUUUUUUUUUUUUUUUAAUAUGACAGGAAGUGAGUAGUUGAGCCAAGAUGGAGGCUGUAAAACUGGCAUGGGAAUUAGAGCUUGGUACCACAGUCGGGUGGUAAAAUAUUAAAUAGUUUGCAGUUUAUGUGAUUAAAAGUCCUUUCCUGGUUUGUAGGGCAGACUUUUGCGUUCGGUUCCACGCAUCAUGUUGACUGACUGUUUGCCAGCUUCAGCGUCGCCCCCCGAGGAUCCUGUCAGAGAUUUGUUCCAUUAUCCUAUAAAAACCAGACCCGUAGCGCUCAGCGCCGUGAGGGAUUCACCUGCUCAGCAAGAGUUAAGGAUGACGGAGGAGAAACAGGAAGUGACUCUGCUCCUCACAGAGUCGGAAAUCAGGGCGCUUUCUCCUUUGGAAGCUCAGGAGCUCAACGGCGCCAUGGGGGUCAUUUUGCCGACUCGGACAAUCUCAGCACAUGUAAAACUCUCAGACGUCCACUUGAACGAGCGGCCUCAGCUGCUGCUCUUCAGGGAGGAGACAACGCUGAAGGAUGCUUACAAGAUCCUACUUUACCUUCUUGAGUCGGCUCAUCCUCAGCCUCAACCCAGAAGAUCCUCCUUCGCUCGCCCGAGCAAGCAGAGCUCCCUCUUGAUGGCUCUGAGGAGUGGGAUAGAAACGGGGGAAGUGGUUCUCAAACUCCAACCGAACCUGAAGGCUUCACCGGACACUCCUUCCUUGGAGACAUCUGACUCUGCAUCCGAAAAGACUCCAUCAGGACAAAAUGUCUGCCACAGCACCUACAAGAGACUAGACAGCUUGGAGGAGACUAUUCGGGAACUGGAGAACACCUUAAUAGAGAUCAGCGGAGGUUCCUGUGCUGAGGAACUCUACUCCACGAUCCCACCUUCACCCGCCAGCAGGAAGCCGCCGGUCCCGCCCAAGCCGACAUCCAGCCAGGUUCAUUUCUCACGACUCGCCUCCCAUUCUUUCUUCAUUUCUUCUCUGAGGGCCCCCCCCCCCGGUGAGCUUUCUGAUGUCUGCUCCCCCUCAUUGGCACAUGGAAAAAAAGGGGGCGGGACAGACACCAGACAUGUCUGCGCUGUGAUUGGUUGUUUGCUUUCUGCCUGUACAUCUUCACAUUUCCACACUUUUUACCGACAAUAAAAAAAGCCGUGUAUUUUUUUUUAUUGUCUUUUCUUACGCUUUCUCUUUGUCACAACUCUUGGCAUCUCUCUUUUGACUCU
Molecule: messenger RNA, 1305 nt
Organism: Doryrhamphus excisus (bluestripe pipefish)
Lineage: Eukaryota; Metazoa; Chordata; Actinopteri; Syngnathiformes; Syngnathidae
Source: RefSeq, a predicted model, not a curated record